Closterium sp. NIES-65 is the source of this 1287-nucleotide messenger RNA. The record is from the annotation of a GenBank genome assembly. NCBI's taxonomy places the organism in Eukaryota, Viridiplantae, Streptophyta, Zygnematophyceae, Desmidiales, Closteriaceae.
AUGCCCAGGAACAUUCUCUGCACCAUCCUGUCGAGCACCUGCUGCAGUAGGAGGGGAUGCGUCACGCUUCACUUCAAGCUCGCCCUCAUGAUCACCCUCACCCUCGCCAACCUUGCCGCAACGCUCGCUGUCACGCUUGCUGUAACGCUCGCCGUCACGAUCGCCGUCACGCUUGCUGUAACGCUCUUCGUCACGAUCGCCGUCACGCUUGCUGUAACGCUCGUCGUCACGAUCGCCGUCACGCUUGCUGUAACGCUCGUCGUCACGAUCGCCGUCACGCUUGCUGUAACGCUCUCCGUCACGAUCGCCGUCACGCUCGCUGUCACGAUCGCUGUCACGCUCGCCGCCCCACUCGCCGUCACGCUCAUGCCCUUUCACUUGCAAGUGAUCCUCGUCGUCCACAGCUUCAUGCUGUCGUGUUGCCCCGGUCGCCUGUUGUUUCCCUCUUUUCCCUUUCUUGGCACCGCCCCACUCCUCUCACUCCCUUUCUCAUCCGCGCAUCCCCACCGCACUCAUGCGCAGCCCACUCCUCUCACUCCCCUUCUCAUCCGCGCAUCCCAACCGCACUCAUGCGCAGCCCACUACUCGCACUCCCCUUCUCAUCCCGCAUCCCCACCGCACUCAUGCGCAGCCCACUCCUUUCACUCCCUUUCUCAUCCGUGCAUCCCCACCGCACUCAUGCGCAGCCCACUCCUCUCACUCCCUUUCUCAUCCGCACAUCCCCACCGCACUCAUGCGCAGCCCACUCCUCUCACUCCCCUUCUCAUCCGCGCAUCCCCACCGCACUCAUGCGCAGCCCACUCCUCACACUCCCCUUCUCAUCCGCGCAUCCCCACCGCACUCAUGCGCAGCCCACUCCUCUCACUCCCCUUCUCAUCCGCGCAUCCCCACCGCACUCAUGCGCAGCCCACUCCUCACACUCCCCUUCUCAUCCGCGCAUCCCCACCACACUCAUGCGCAUCCCACUCCUCUCACUCCCCUUCUCAUCCCGCAUCCCCACCGCACUCAUGCGCAGCCCACUCCUCUCACUCCCUUUCUCAUCCGCGCAUCCCCCCCGCACUCAUGCGCAGCCCACUCCUCUCACCCCCCUUCUCAUCCGCGCAUCCCCACCGCACUCAUGCGCAGCCCACUCCUCUCACCCCCCUUCUCAUCCGCGCAUCCCCAUCGCACUCAUGCUCAGCCCACUCAUCUCACUCCCCUUCUCAUCGGCGCAUCCCCAUUGCACUCAUGCGCAUCCUACCCUUCCCACCCCCGUACGCAUCCGCGCAUCCAACGCGCAUACCUUGA